AUGGCACCGCCACGCCCCUCAUCACCAACCUCACUCCUCUGGGCCCACCAACUGAAACGCGAAAACGGCCACCUCCUCAAACGCAUGCAGGAUCUCGAAAAUUCACACCAAACCCACGCCGACCGCAUCAAGAGCGCCGAAACAGCGGCAAAAUCCAUUGCCAGUGGCGAAAUCACCUCCCUCACGCAGCAGGUGAAAACCCUCCAGGACAAGGAUUCUGGCCUAGAGAAACGUGUCGACGCCAUGGAGCAGACCUUCACCAACAAGAUCGACAACGUUGAAGCAGACUCCGAAGCCCUGACCAUCCAACUCGCCUCCAUCCAGCGCGCCGACCGCGUGGCGGACGUCGAGCGCGAGCAGACUCUGCAAAAGGACAAGGCUCUCCUCCGCCGAAUCGCCGAAGUGGAGGAGGGGUUGCGCAAGUAUGAGAAAGGUCUCGAAGCCGUCGGGAGGAAGGUCAAUCAUGAACAGGUGAGUCUGAUUAAGGAGCAGUUGGUGGGGUUGACGAAGCGGGUCGAGAGUGAGGGGAGUGGGAUGAGGUUGUUGGAGGAGAGUUUGGGAAAGAUGCAGCGGGUGGUAGGGGAUCUGAGGAAGGCGGUCGAGGGGUUGGAGACGAAGGCUGCGGAGAAGAGGGAUAGUGCGAGGCCCACGACUGCUACUCAGGACGAUGUGGAGGAGGAGGAGGAUGGUGCUGCGCCUGCACCUGCGCCUGCCGCCAGUGUCAAAACCAAGUCACAUCGCUGGUCUGGUGGUGGUGCGGAUCGGGAUAUUGUCCAGACGGGCAUCUCGCAGUUCGGCCUCCCAAAAGCUUUAGCAGCACCGAAGAAGGAAGCCGCUCCUGCGAGGAAGGCGCGAGCACCACCCAAGAAGCCGAAGAAGAAAGGCCCCGUGCCCAAAGCUCCGCUCACGCCGGGUGUCCGUAAAUCGCACAAGUGGGGUGGUGGAGGCGCGGAUCGGGAUAUUGUGGCGAUUGGGGAGUCUGAGAGUCUUGGACGAGGCAAGCGCCAACGCUCGUCUGAUGUGAGUGUGCCGCCGCCGAGCAAGAAAGCGAAGCAGGAGGUGGGUGGGAAGGCCGUUGUCAGGUCUGGGAGGGGAUGGUAUGAGGUCGUUCAGAGUUCGAGUCCGGAGGCUGAGGAAGACGGAUCAAGGAAGCUUCCAGCUCAGGCUGAGGCCGGGACGCAGACGACCGGUGCCAAACGACGCAGCCUCUUUCCAACGCUCCGAGGGGACGAAGCGGACCUAAUCGUGGAAGGAGGCGGAACCAGGCAGACGAGGGGCCAGAGGCAGACCCAGAUGGCGGUCAAGGUGGAGGACGAAGACGAACCUAAGCAGAAGGCUGUAUCUGACACGGGACUCGGUAGACGCGCGAGGGCACAAGUGUUCAGCUCAUCUGGCAACUAUGGGCAGGUCGUUGGGAGGAGUAGGAAGAGUGAUCCGGGAGUGAGCAGGCCGCAGCCGAGAAGGACGAUUCCGCAAGAUGAUUGA
Messenger RNA from Saxophila tyrrhenica, 1485 nucleotides. RefSeq lists its product as uncharacterized. The transcript has 2 exons. NCBI's taxonomy places the organism in Eukaryota, Fungi, Ascomycota, Dothideomycetes, Mycosphaerellales, Extremaceae. Bases 1 to 1485 code for a protein of 494 amino acids. The record is from RefSeq and is a predicted model, not a curated record.